AUCACUAUUUUUCGUCGAAAUUGCUUUGCUUGUGCUCGGCUGCUGUGGAAGCGUAGUUUGUAAUUAUUUCGACAAAUUUUACAAUCGGCAGUUAAAUAUCGCUUUAAAAUGAUGAUGAAAGUAAUAUUUAUUUGUCUGCUAUCCUUGACAACUUGUUUGAGCCGGCCCGAUGGAUUACCAGAAACGCCCACCCCAAAACCUGAAGAAGCUCCAAACGCUGCGACCACUCUGAAGCCGGCCGAAACCACAGUUUCCUCGACUAUCCCAACCCCUGCCACCAACAAGUCAGUCUCAUCUACCCCCGCCCCCGCUGGUUCCGUGACGGAACCCACCGCACUUCCUACCACAACGAAGAAAUCGGACCAACCUACUGAAACCACGACUAAGAAGCCUGAUCAGACCACUCCGGUGACAGAGAAAGACACCGACAAGACAACGUCUACAUUGGCCCCUGCGCACGAUCAGACCACGUCCACGACCAAACCUGUGUCGUCCACCAAAUCGGCACCUCAGGUUCCGACGGAACCCGUUAAGCCAGUGGUUGCGGGAAGAGGGUUCGAUGGGCCAAGCUUCAUCGGUGGCAUCAUCCUGACCUUGGGGCUUCUCGCCGUCGGCUUCAUGGGAUUCAAGUACUACAGGAACCAAACCGAAAGGAACUACCACACUCUUUAAAUAAUAUAAUCAUCUAUUCACUGCUUUCAAGUGCACACAAUUUUAUUUUACUGUCCAAAAAGUUUAUUUUAGUUCUCUGUUUUUAGAUUUCAGUGUGCACUUUUUAUUUUAUCAAUACAGACAGGGUUACUGCAUGUUAACUAGAUAUAUUCUUAUUAUUCUCAAAAUUGUACUGUAGUGGUGGCUGGUCAAUUAGAAAAAUAGUUUUUUUUUUUACUUUAAUUUUAAUUUCUUUAUUAAGCUACCAAUACCGUAGAAUAUUCAACAUAAGUAGAAUAAUAUAGCAUUUAUCUUGCUGAUUUUACGUGUUUUAGCAUAAUCCAAAAUGAAUGAAUAUUAGAUUUUUAUUAAUAUGUAAGUACACUAUCGCUUUUCACCAAGAAACAUGAGUCCAUGAUUUAAAAAAUCGGGAAAUGUGAUGUUAUUUCUAACGAAAUAUCGGUAUUUGGAACAAAGAUAUUAUUUACAAGCAGCUAUUUUGAGAUUUAUAUAAGAAACAAUUGUGCAAUUUAGUAGUUAGUGUCACUGAAUCUCUAUAUCUCUUUAAAUUGUGCCAUGUCUUGGACUCCCAAUUUUGUAAGAACUGGUUAUUCCAAAUUUUUUCACUGUUCAGCUUCGAUUUGCACUAUACCUUGAAAUACUUGUGUAUGUAGAUUGUAAGUGUAUAAUUAUCGUAAGUGUUACUAUAAGGCAACGCAUAUGUGAUGUGGAAAAUAAGGGUCUAAAGUAGUACCUACAUUGUUUUGGCACAACUGAGUUCUCAUUGAAUCUCCAGCAACCUAGUAGUUGCUUGUUUUACAGGGAAAUGGAAUCUCAAGUCUUGUAAUCUUUUUCUCAAUCUUUGUAGAUCUUGUUGUAGGGUUUAUAGAAUCAUAUGACAGCUUUUUUGUGCCAAAACAAUUCUGUAUAUUUUGUUUUCGUUUUAAUUUAGCACGCUAUUUGUAAACUGGGGAAAGAUGAUUCCAUCCUAAAGUGCUCUUAAUUCUGAACUACUAUUUAUGGAUAGAUAUUCAAAAGGGUUUACAAGCCACUAUAAAAUAUCCUGUCUCUUGAAGUUACUACUGCUACUUACUCAUGUCACUGGUUAUGUUAAUAAAGUAUAAAAAAUAAACAA
Molecule: messenger RNA, 1786 nt
Organism: Ostrinia nubilalis (European corn borer)
Lineage: Eukaryota; Metazoa; Arthropoda; Insecta; Lepidoptera; Crambidae
Product: porimin-like
Exons: 3
Coding region: 109-672 (187 amino acids)
Cellular component (GO): cytoplasmic vesicle
Source: RefSeq, a predicted model, not a curated record